CUCCAGCUACUACUACUACUACUCCAGCUACUACUACUACUACUCCAGCUACUACUACUACCACCACUACUACUAGUGUUACCAAACCAACAACAAAACCACUGACUACAACUGCCUCAGCAACAAAACUCCCUACAAGCAUCACCAAAGCAACAAUAAAACCUAUAAGUACCACAGGACCUUCCACCGCUCCAACCACCCCAACUACUGCAGCUACUACUACUACUACUACUAAUACUCCAGCUACUACUACUACUACUACUACUACUCCAGCUACUACUACUACCACCACUACUACAAGUGUUACCAAACCAACAACAAAACCACUGACUACAACUGCCUCAACAACAAAACUUCCUACAACAAGCAUCACCAAAGCAACAAUCAAACCUUCCCGCGCCCCAACCACCACAACAACCACAACCACCCGUCCACAAACCAACAGCCCCAGCCCUGUAGUCUGCGGUCAGGUCCUGCUAGAUGCCGCUCCAUCUGCUGUGGCGGCGGUAGAAGGUGAGUGGCCCUGGAUGGCCAGCUUGCAGCAAAACGGAAAGCAUACCUGCGGAGGGACGCUGGUGUCAGAGGACACGGUUCUGACCAAUGCAGACUGCAUACGGUCAAGUAAUCCGUCUGAGUAUACUGUUGUGUUGGGUCGUCUGAGGCAGAAUGGGUCGAACCCUUUUGAGAAGUCUUUCAGUGUGUUAAAAAUCACUCUGACCAACCUAACAGAUUCCAACAUCGCAUUGCUUCAGCUGUCCACCAAACCCUUCCUGGACCGUUACAUCCAGCCCAUCUGCCUGGACAACGACAGAACCUACUCAGUGGGAACUACAUGCUGGGCUGUUGGCUGGAGCUCUGGGACAGGAGGAGAUGAGCAACUUCUUCAGGAAUUCAAGACCAGAGUUGUUGAUUGUGGGAAUUCAACAGAAACUGGCAGCAUAUGCACCGAACUGUUUACACGGAAACAGGGUGAAUCUGGCAGCCCACUAAUGUGUGAGCAGGAUGGAUCUUGGUUCCAGGUGGUCGUGCUAUCAUCUGUGGACAUAUCUACCAGACCAAAACGACAGCUGUCUGUGAUGAUCUUUGAAAGACUGAAUCGCUUCCAGGACUUCCUGACUCGGUCACUGGGAACCUUUUUGACUCCGUCUAUCAGACAGGACGCCGCCAACAACACAACUGCAGCAACAACCAUCAUGACAACAAGUGGAGGAACCCAAAAUCACUUCUCCUUGUUUUUUUGCCUCCUUAUCAUUGCUUUUUCGUUGCUCUUCUUAUAGAAACAUCCCGCUUUACCUUCUUUACAUGAUGUGACACAAAAAUGACUGUAAUUCAAAAUACGGAUGACCCAGCCAGAUGUUUUAUGGUGUCAGUCAACCUGAUUUUGCACCAGGUGUUCAGAGGUCCUGCAUUUAAUGUCUGGAUCUGCUUUUAAUGUGCCGCUGAAGCCGAUUGUUGAAGGAUCUUUAUCAAGGUUUCUGUCAUUUUUUGCUGAGUCAUGUUUAUUUACUGCCAUCUGCAGGAAUGUGGUUCCAAAUGCCGCAAACUGGAUCUUGGUGGCUAUUUAUGAAUGUUGAGACUUUAGGACUGCAGGAUAUUUUUUUAAGUGUAAGGCAUUUUGUUAGAAAUGCCAAUGAUGAACCUGUUUAUCCUGUAGCUCUCUGAGCUAAUCACAGCAUUAGGCAGUGGACCUUUGCACCUGAAACAACAAUGAACUUAAUGUUUACAAUGAAUGUUUGCACUGAAAUAGAAAUAAUGAUCAUAUUGCACUGUGUUUGAAUAUAUGAAAAUUUGUUUUGUGGUUUUACAGGAAAGAACCAAGUGCUGCUGUUCUAGUGCUAGAUUAAUGUGUGGGUUAUUAGCUAUCCCCUGAUUGGUUCAGUUUUUCCUCCUUUUGUUGCACAUUCACGAAAAGCUACACCUGUAUAUAGAAAUGUUUAAUCCAAGAAAUGUAUGAAUGUAUCAAUCCUAAAAAUGUAAGAAAUACACAAAAAAUGUGUUAUAUUCACUAAACAUUGUCCUGCGUGUUUCUCUUGUAAUGCCUAAACAGAAUCUGGACACCCCAUAAUUCAACAGACACAAGGAGUAAACGUUUAAAAGAGUUUAUUAAGAAAAAAAUGGUGUUGCUGGAACAGGAACUGACCAGAUACUGGGAUGACUGCAGGGAGAAGAUCAGGGUUAGUGGCUGAGAACAACUCAGUGAUGGGAACAGUGCACCGAAUGAAAGCCACUAACCGUCUCAGAUCCUGGGAGGUUGAACUGACCGUCUGGGUGAUUCAGAUCACUGACCGACUGAU
Molecule: messenger RNA, 2294 nt
Organism: Fundulus heteroclitus (mummichog)
Lineage: Eukaryota; Metazoa; Chordata; Actinopteri; Cyprinodontiformes; Fundulidae
Product: tryptase gamma-like
Exons: 5
Coding region: 528-1277 (249 amino acids)
Biological process (GO): proteolysis
Molecular function (GO): serine-type endopeptidase activity
Source: RefSeq, a predicted model, not a curated record